This is a messenger RNA of Tupaia belangeri chinensis (Chinese tree shrew), 1756 nucleotides long. RefSeq names its product choline kinase beta (gene CHKB). NCBI's taxonomy places the organism in Eukaryota, Metazoa, Chordata, Mammalia, Scandentia, Tupaiidae. Gene Ontology annotation, biological process: CDP-choline pathway; phosphatidylethanolamine biosynthetic process. Gene Ontology annotation, cellular component: cytoplasm. Gene Ontology annotation, molecular function: choline kinase activity; ethanolamine kinase activity. The record is from RefSeq and is a predicted model, not a curated record.
ACAUUUCUGUCUCUAUGCUUUUUCUUUUUCCCCAACCUUCUGCUUUGCAAGACCAAGUCCCACGAUGGACACCGACUCAGGGCCUGCUUCACUCACGCUCACUGGAUACCUGUCCGUGCCAACACUCUCCACCCAGGUGUGCGUGUCUGCACUCAGGCCCGGUCACACGCGAAGGAGGGCAAAGGGGCGCAUGCGUCCCCACGAGGCCCCUCUCCUCCAGAUCGCCCGCAGGUCUGACUCCCCUCACUGGCGCCUCCUCCAGAAGGACACCGCCCGUGGGCGUUCGGCGGUGCACUCCCGCCCCGCCCGUUGGAACUCUGUCCCAGGAUGUGCCACCGAGCCCACAGGUGCGCCCACGUGCCUUGGCACGGGGCUGCGCGCCGAGCGCCCCCGACGCUCGGGGCUGGCUAACGCCGUCUCGCGGUUCCGGGCCGCGGUCCAAACAGCGCUGUCCCGUGAGCCGUCCUGUCCGGAGGGCGCGCGGAGAGCUGAGACUGCGCAGCACGCUGAGCUUGAGCUUGAGCGGGACCGGCCCCAGAGUGACGGAGAGGACCGAGCGCUGCCGGAGAAGCCCGAGUGUGAUGGGGACGCACCACCCGGCCGGAAGCGCACCCGAGCACGGCCGGAAGGAGCCGAGCCCGCCCGAAGAGAGCAGUGCGAGGCUGGGCGUCAGGCCCGCCGAGGUGUGGACUCCUUGGUCCUGGAAAGUGUGAUGUUCGCCAUCCUGGCCGAGCGGUCGCUGGGUCCCCAGCUCUACGGCGUUUUUCCGGAAGGCCGGCUGGAACAGUACAUCCCCAGCCGGCCACUGAAAACUCGAGAGCUUCGAGAGCCAGUGUUGUCCGCAGCCAUCGCCACGAAGAUGGCCCGGUUCCAUGGCAUGGAGAUGCCUUUCACCAAGGAGCCUCACUGGCUCUUCAGGACAAUGGAGCGGUACCUAAAGCAGAUCCAGGACCUGUCCCCGACUGGUCCCCCCGACACGAACCUAUUGGAAAUGUACAACCUGAAGGAUGAGAUGGGCAACCUCAGGAAGUUGCUAGACUCUACCCCAUCGCCAGUGGUCUUCUGCCACAACGACAUCCAGGAAGGAAACAUCUUGCUGCUCUCAGAUCCAGGAAGUGCGGACAACCUCAUGCUGGUGGACUUCGAGUACAGCAGUUAUAAUUACAGGGGCUUUGACAUCGGGAACCAUUUCUGUGAGUGGGUUUAUGAUUAUACUCAUGAGGAAUGGCCCUUCUACAAAGCACAGCCCACAGACUACCCCACUCAGGAACAGCAGCUCCAUUUUAUUCGCCAUUACCUGGCAGAGGUAAAGAAAGGUGAGAUCCUCUCCCAAGAGGAGCAGAAAAAGCUGGAAGAAGAUUUGCUGGUGGAGAUCAAUCGGUAUGCUCUGGCAUCCCAUUUCUUCUGGGGCCUGUGGUCCAUCCUCCAGGCAUCCAUGUCAACCAUAGAAUUUGGCUACUUGGAGUACGCCCAGUCUCGGUUCCAGUUCUACUUCCAGCAGAAGGGGCAGCUGACCAGCUUCCCCCCGACUUUGUGACCCUCCACCCUUCCACUUGGAUUCCUCCUGGAGCCUCCAGGGCAGGACCUUGGAGGGAGGGAAAAAAAGCAGGAGGCUGUGGGGACUGGGCUGAGCCACCAAGCAAGAGGGGGCUUUAGGAGACUGACCUCACCCUGCGUUUGAGUAGGUCUGGGUGGUGAGCAGGCCGGAAGCCUCUGGGCUGUGUACCUUAGGGCAAUAAACGAGCUUGUUCUUGCA